Molecule: messenger RNA, 1173 nt
Organism: Sabethes cyaneus
Lineage: Eukaryota; Metazoa; Arthropoda; Insecta; Diptera; Culicidae
Product: Krueppel-like factor 1
Exons: 1
Coding region: 1-1173 (390 amino acids)
Biological process (GO): regulation of DNA-templated transcription
Cellular component (GO): nucleus
Source: RefSeq, a predicted model, not a curated record
AUGACGAUGGACAUUCGGCAGUCUCGGUUGAAUGUGAAAAUCAACGGACAUUGCACGGGAGCUAGUACGUGUGACAGUGACGUGAGUGGAAUAGAAAUGGCCCACACAAAGUUGGAUAGUUUCCGAACUGGUAAGAGCUCCGGUAAGCGAUCGUUUGACGUGGCUUUCCUAAUGAUGCCAGACGAAAAACUGAAAACUAAGCAAGUGAAAAAAGCACAAUCACCGACAAUUGAUGUGGAAAGUGAUUCAACUCAGUCGACCAGAUCCGAGGACUUGUCAGUGAAAAACGGUUUCAGUCCAAUUCGUCCGGCCGAGGAAAGAAACUUCAAUCUGGAGUUACUCAGCAGGCCAAAACCUCACGACGGUAGCCCCACAACAAUGCAGGAGAUCAAUCAAGAACGAUUGUCUUACAUGCUGCCUAGUGGCAGGUUCUACGAAAAUCCGGGUCUAAUGGCGAUUCGUGAGAAAGCUGCUGGAAAUUUCCUUGGGUCAGAACUGCCACGAAGUGCAUUUUCCAAAGUUACCAGCAUCACAAUUCCAGACUCUCCGAUUCCACCGCUGAGCCCCGACCAACAUAGUUGUCCUUCAACAAGCCCUCCCAUUUCGAUCAGUCCGGGUGCUCCGACCAGCUUCCGUUACGAUUAUCCAUUCAUGAAUGGAAGUCCCCAGCAUCCAGCAGAUCUUAGUCCGUCACAACCAUCCAAACUGAAACCCAUGAUGUAUCGCCCAGGUCCCAUGCCAGACCCGGAACUGUCCCAAGGAUACUUUUCAUCACCUCCGUUCAUGCCAUUCGCAGCCGGUGGUCCACCGAAUAUGCUACCGGAAGUCGAUGGCAUCAUCCGCAACCCAGCGGCUGCCGCCAUACUGUCUACCCUACUGCCGACGGCGAUGGGUGCCUUCAGUCUGUCGGCACAGAAUACCUGCGCCAAAUGUAACAUCAGCUUCCGGAUGACCAGCGAUCUGGUGUACCACAUGCGAUCGCACCACAAGAACGAGCACCAGCAGGAUCCGCACCGACGGAAACGCGAGGAAAAGCUCAAGUGUCCGGUGUGCAACGAAAGUUUCCGCGAGCGGCACCACCUAACGCGACACAUGACGGCGCACCAGGACAAGGCCGGGGACCUGUUGGAUCCGAAAAAGCGUACAGCGGAACAGCGCGGCGGGCGUCCGUAG